UGUAUAUGGCGUAUCCGUGAUAUGUGACAUUUCUUAACUAAAUUAAAUAAUCAAAAAAGUAAGAGGCAUUAGUUUAUCUGAUUUGUAAUAAAUUUCUAAGCUUUGAUUAGUGAUAAGAGAACAUGUGAAAAACAGUUAAUAAAAAAUAUCAACAGGCAUCGUUGGGAAUUUUAAGUUACCGUAACGUUUUGUUAUUCCCAGUAUCAACAAAUGUCAACGAUGGGACCAAUCGGAAAAAAUUUCUACAUGUCACUAGAUUGGGGAUACUGCGAGGUAAACGGACCUCAUUCUUGGGUAUCCAAUUUUCCGGAUGCUGCUGGUGAACGGCAAAGUCCAAUUGACAUCUCACCUGUUAAUGUAAUGAAAAUAACUAGCGAUGAAAGAUUACAAUGGAAAUACAAACCGGAAUCUUCGACUAAAUUACAAAAUACUGGAUCUGCAUGGAAAGUGACAGUAAAAGGAAAUGGGUCAAUUUUGAAAGGUGGACCUCUUCAAGCAGAAUACGUUUUGGACCAAUUUCAUUGUCACUGGGGUGAAACAAAUGAGAAGGGAUCUGAACAUACUAUCAACGGUGAACAUUUUGCAGCUGAAUUACAUUUGGUUCAUUGGAAUUCAACGAAAUAUUCCAGUAUUCAAGAAGCGGCCAAUGACCCUGAUGGCCUUUGUGUACUGGGAGUGUUUUUUAAGGUGGGAAAAAAGAACGAUGAACUAGAAAAAGUUACAAAAUAUCUGGAACAAGUACAACAUAAAAACGAUACUGUUAUAAUACCAGAAGCUAUUGAUCCUCAACUUUUUCUUCCUAAAGAAAACGCUUACUACACAUACCACGGAUCUCUUACUACACCUCCUUGUUCGGAAUGUGUCGUUUGGAUUGUAUUCAAAGAACCUUUGGAAGUCUCCGAAGAACAAUUACACGCUUUUAGACAAAUUAAGAAAUUUAAUAAGGAAGAUGGUAAAUGUUGUGUCGAAGAAUGCGAUGGAUAUAUAAAGAAGAACUUCAGACCUACAGUACCAUUGGGUCUAAGACAAGUGAAAGAAUACCGCUAAGCAGAAAUUGAAUGAAAGUAUGGCAACAAAAAAUAUUUCACAAAUAUUUGAAAUAUAAUAAGAAAAGCAGUAUGCUAUGCCUACGAGGAUGUAUAUGUAUAAGUUUUUUGUUGGUUUUACCAUCAAGAAACUACAUUAUACAACCUUUUUAAAGAACACACCUUUGUGUGUUAGCUGGCGAAGAUUAUAGAUACUUUGUUCUAAUUUGGAUUGUUAUCAAUUUUGGAUUUCUACGAAUCAAACUUUUUAAAUUGGAUAAAAAAAAUAAUAAAAUUCUAAAUUCAAAUUAUAUCCAUGUCAAAUAUAUGUGAAAUAACUGGUUUGUAUUGUAGCACCGUUUUAUAUUCUAAUUUCGACAAUAAAUAUAUACAAAGUGGUCACUCGACUAACAUUUUAGAUUUUUGAUUGAACAAGAUUCAAGAACAGAAAAACACUUUGAUAUAGAUUUGAAUAAAUCUGUUGUAGUAACUUUGUAUAAGUAGAAAUCGAAUUUUGCUUAUUGUAAGCUAUUUAUGUAACGAUAUGUCUAAUAGUGCACUUUAUGUAAUAUUGAUUUUAAUAAACUUAAUCAGAGAUGCAAUAACUAUAUUUAUAUAUCAUAGAAUUAUAUUUGGAAUAUACAAUGUCAUUUGUGCUUACUUAAAUUAACAAGACUGGUUUUACAAAAUUUUAAAUUAUUUGUCAAAUAGAUUUGCAUUAAUGACGUUGUUGCUAUUGAUAUUAGGGUGAAUUAUGGAUAUUUCAUGAUAUUAUCACCAAAAAUUGUUAUCCUUCUUGUGAAGAUUAUAUAGAAAAUUAAUAAUAAAAAUAUGAGAUUAU
Molecule: messenger RNA, 1866 nt
Organism: Diorhabda carinulata
Lineage: Eukaryota; Metazoa; Arthropoda; Insecta; Coleoptera; Chrysomelidae
Product: carbonic anhydrase 2-like
Exons: 7
Coding region: 211-1047 (278 amino acids)
Cellular component (GO): cytoplasm
Molecular function (GO): zinc ion binding; carbonate dehydratase activity
Source: RefSeq, a predicted model, not a curated record